GCAGCAGCAGCCGCCUCCGUCUUCUCCGCCGCUCCAUGGCGGCUCCGGCUCCGCGGCCACCCGGCCUGUGCUGCUGCCGCAAGGGGUCCGCGGCCGGGCCGGAGGCGCCGCCGGCCCCGCCACCGCCUCCCGAGCCGCCGCCGGACGUGGCGUCGGCCUCCAGCUCUCAGCUCUUCAGCCUCCGCCACCUGCACCUGGGUCUGGAGCUGCGGCCCGAGGCGCGGGCGCUGGCGGGCUGCCUGGUGCUGGAGCUCUGCGCCUUGCGGCCGCAGCCCCGCGCCCUGGUGCUGGACGUCCACCCGGCCCUGCGCGUCCUCUCGGCCGCCUACCGCCGCGCCACGGUGGGGGAAGCGCCCUGCUCCUUCGCCUUCUUGCCCGCCGAGGCCACCGCCGCCGCCACCCCGCUGCCCCCACCGCCCUGCCCGCCGCCGCCACCGCCGCCCUGCGCGCCGCCCUGCGCCGCCAGCCCGCCCUCCACCGCCACCUUCCUCUCGGCGCCCUGCAUCGCUGCCAGCCCGCUGCCUGCCGCCGCCGCCCCUACGGUGGAGCCGCCUGCCAGCCCCUCGCCGGCCGCCGAGCCGCCGCCGCCGCUGCCCGUCUUCGCCCAGCCACCCUGCGCUGCCUGGCCGCUCGGCUUCAGGGUUGACCCCUUCACCGACUACGGCUCGUCCCUCACCAUCUCCCUGCCCACCGCCCUGCAGCCGCACCAGCCCUUUCAGAUCAUCGUCCGCUACACAACGGCCGAUGGCCCCGCCAUCUGGUGGCUGGAUCCAGAACUGACGUAUGGCAAUGCCAAGCCAUUUGUCUUCACACAGGGCCACUCAGUGUGUAACCGGUCUUUCUUCCCCUGCUUUGAUACACCAGCAGUGAAAUGUACCUACUCGGCCACUGUCAAGGCUCCAGCAGGCAUACAGGUGUUGAUGAGUACCACCCAAAGUACCUACUUAGAAGAGGAAGGUGUAUACCAAUUUUACAUGGAAUAUCCAGUUCCUGCCUACCUCGUGGCCCUGGUGGCAGGAGACCUAAUACAUGCAGACAUAGGUCCUAGGAGCAGAGUGUGGGCUGAGCCUUGCCUGCUGCCAACAGCCAUCAGCAAACUUUCUGGCAUUGUUGAGCGCUGGUUGACAGCUGCAGAGAGUCUGUAUGGCCCAUAUAUAUGGGGACGAUAUGACAUUGUUUUUCUUCCACCAUCCUUCCCUAUUGUUGCCAUGGAAAACCCAUGCCUGACCUUCAUCAUCUCUUCUAUUUUGGAGAGUGAUGAGUUUUUGAUCAUUGAUGUCAUUCAUGAAGUUGCCCACAGCUGGUUUGGAAAUGCAGUCACCAAUGCUACAUGGGAGGAGAUGUGGCUGAGCGAGGGGCUGGCCACAUAUGCACAACGCCGGAUCACCACAGAGACCUAUGGAGCUGCCUUCACAUGUUUGGAGACUGCAUUCCGCCUUGAUGCUCUCCACAGACAGAUGAAACUUCUUGGAGAAGACAACCCAGUCAGCAAGCUUCAGGUUAAACUAGAGCCAGGUGUAAAUCCUAGUAAUUUAAUGAACCUCUUCACCUAUGAGAAAGGCUACUGCUUUGUUUACUACCUGUCCCAGCUCUGUGGUGAUCCAAGACAUUUUGACUCCUUCCUAAGAGCCUACAUCGAGAAGUACAAAUUUACCAGUGUUGUUGCUCAGGAUCUUCUGGAUUCCUUCCUAAAUUUUUUUCCAGAGCUGAAAGAGCAAUGUGUUGAGAGCAAAGCAGGACUGGAGUUUGAACGUUGGCUCAAUGCUACAGGACCUCCAUUAGCUGAGCCAGACUUAUCUCAGGGAUCCAGUCUGACCAGACCGGUGGAGACGCUCUUCAAACUCUGGACCACAGAGCCUCUGGACUCUGCUGCUGCCAGCAGUGUUGACCUCACUAAAUGGAGAACGUUCCAAACCGUACUUUUCUUGGACAGAUUGCUGGAUGGGUCACCACUGCCACGUGAGGUGAUAAAAAAGCUUUCGGAAUGUUACUCCUCUCAGCUGGACUCCAUGAAUGCAGAAAUCCGUAUCCGCUGGUUGCAGAUUGUAGUCCGAAAUGACUAUUAUCCAGACCUUUACAAAGUCCGUCGCUUCUUGGAAAACCAGAUGUCUCGGAUGUAUACAAUUCCACUUUAUGAGGACCUUUGCACUGGCACCCUCAAGUCUUUUGCCUUAGAAAUUUUUUACCAGACACAAAACCAGCUGCACCCCAAUCUUCGGAAAACCAUCCAACAGAUCUUAUCACAGGGCUUGAAUCCAUUUCCUGCCAUAGACACUACAGCAGUCACUACAGACACACCAGCAAUGGUGCUUGAGGACAAAGCCUCAGAGGCCACAAACGGUGCCAUUUCACUCAGGGAUGUUAAUGUGUCUGCCUAGAUCACCAGUUCAUGCCAGCCAUGAAGCUUGAAAGUGGGGACAGAAACAGAGGAAAGAUACCAAGCAUUGCCUCCUUCCUUUUGGCCCUACAGCUGCAGUGUGUUGUAACUGGAUUUCUCUCCCAAAACACAAAGCAAAUGUGCCUUCAAGUAUCCAGCGUGUGACACUGCCAGAUUUCAGAGACCUCCUUCAGCUGUGGGGUGGAUAUUUUUAUUCAGUUUAUACUGGGCAGAGACUCCUGGGCAGUUGCUUCUCCAUGGAAAGUGGAUAGUUCCCUUUCCUGAGGCUCUUCUGGAUGUUUUCUCCAAGUCUCUGGGUUGGUGGUUAUGGGAUUUUUGGUCAUUUGUUUGUUUCUUUGUUUCAUUUUUUGUUUUGUUUGUUUGUUUGCUUGUUUUUGUCUGAGGCCACUGAGGUAUGUCCUGUUUGCCCUGUGUAUGGUGCUGGGGAGUGUGUAUGUCAAGCUGUCAUUACCCUGAUAUUUGGGCUGAAGUUCUGCAAAGGAGAGACUGAGGAAUUGUUGAUGGGAGCAAACAAGUUUUCAUGUUAUGCUCCUUACUGUGACAGAGAUGUGAUUGGGAGGUAGGAGACUAAUGCUUAAGUAAUUAAGAAACUAAUUUUAAAUAGCUCCUGUUCCCCCUUGCCCCUAGGUGGCUAAAUAAUAAUAAUGGGAAACCUUAUGAUGGAUUUGAAAUCCUUCUGUAGUUAACCCUUCCUUCAGUUGUCCCUUUGCACUCAAUGGGAAAGGCAAUAAAGAAAUGUGUAGGCUUGAAUUUUCAAAAAAGUUAAAAUUAGGUGCCCAAAAGCCAUCAAUUCUGGUACUAGCUGGAUGCAUAAAUCUUUUUAACUUUUGACAAGUCUAGCUGCAAUCUUUGUGUGUUAGGAUGUGUAGCACAUGUGUUUGUCAGAUGUACUCUAUCUUCUAUUCUGUCCUUUUGGAAGAAUUAACAGGACCUUUAACUUAAAUCUGUUUUUUUUUUUUGUUUUGAAGAUCCUUAGUAUAAAUUAGGCCUAUAAGUCAACCAUGGAGAUUGUGCUAAAAUUUUAUUGCCUUGAAUAGCAUUUGUCUGAAUAACAGUUGCCCCGUCAUAUGAUAGUCCGAGAGAAGCACCCUCCUUUUUGAUAGAAGACUUUUAAGCCCUGCUUUACUCGAGUCUGUUUUCUGACUUGUGGUUGUGGUGGUAAGAUGCCAUUUCAUUUACACAGCAUGCUAUUUCUCUUGCUCACUGGCCAGGCAUGCAAGAUGGGAAGACACUCUCUUCCAUCUGCGCCAUUCAGUCUCAGGAAGGUGAGGGCAAAGCAUUGUUGGGUAUUAGAGAGUACAGGUGGUGGUUCUUAAGACUGUGCCACAUUGUUUCUAACAUGUGGGUACCUGUGUGCUACUCAGUGAGCACCCACAAAGCAUCUCUUGAGCUGAUGUGUCACCAGGAUAGAGAACUAGCUGGAAUGAAAGGUGAAACAUUUGGAAGAGGCUCAGCUAAAGGAGAUGUGAGAAAGGAACAUACAUAAUUUGGGGCAAAUUUUAUUUUAGCCCUGCUAUGGGGAUCUACAUAUCACAGGAAGAGGGGAAAUUAGGGAGCUGGGGUUUUUUUUUGGUGGGGUUUGGUUUUGUUUUUUGGUGUUUUUUUUCUUUUUUGUUUUGUUUUGGCUUUGUUUGUUUUGUUGGUUUCCCAGUUUUUUUUUUUUUCACCAAAAGUAUCUGUUUACACCCAUGUGUGGGUGGGGACUUAGGUGCUGUUACUGGAUCUGCAUUUUCUGGCUUUAAAUUAAUUUGGACUUCACCGUAGCCUUAGCCUGGGCUGAACUGGGAUAAAGCAAUAAUGAACUCAGGCCUCCGUAGUGCUUCAUAGUUUUCAAAAUGGCUCAUCAGCAUUGUUUGGCUUCAGAACUCCAAGCUCUGCUCUUUGCUUCUUGAAUCGGGAUUAUCUUUUUAAUUCCGUUUGUUUUUUUUUUUCCAGAAAGGACAGAGAAUGAUAUGUUCUGCACAAAUCUCUUUCUGUUUGUUGUUCUAUUGAAUGAGAUCUGUGCAAGCUGAUUUUCCACUUCCCAAGUUGCCACUGUUGGUGUUGCAUCUCCUGGUCCCCACUGUUAGCAGCAGCAGCCCAGCCAAGACCAGUAACCACUAGCAGCUUUUGGAAUCCCAGGCCUCCACUAUAACAUGUAAUGGAGAAUAUAUGUGACACAUUGGUGGGGAAUUAUAAAUUUACAUGGAUGCCUUAUGAUGAUUGUCAAAUUAAACUGAGCUUUGUGACAAGUUUAGCCUUUUGGGCAGUUUUUCAGCAUCCCUGCUAUGGAUAUGUGGAAGAGCUAACUUGGUACAUUGUCUUUGUUUUGUCUUUUUCUGGAGUGCAACAUAGAGGGAGUUUGGAAGCUAUUUAAAAGCUGAACAGCAAAAAGUUGGAGGGGUUGCAAAAGCAAAUAAUCGAAAGUAAAUAUUUUUAUUACAACUGACUGAAAUACAUCAGAUCAGCUGUGUUUGCAUAUACAUGCAUCAAUGCAGGGAAAUGUUGGCUGAACCUAAUAGACUGUGUUUCUUGAUUAAAGAACAUGAAAUCUAA
Messenger RNA from Melopsittacus undulatus (budgerigar), 4933 nucleotides. RefSeq names its product arginyl aminopeptidase like 1 (gene RNPEPL1). The transcript is spliced from 11 exons. The record is from RefSeq and is a predicted model, not a curated record. Gene Ontology annotation, biological process: proteolysis. The coding region runs from base 36 to 2378 and encodes 780 amino acids. Lineage: Eukaryota; Metazoa; Chordata; Aves; Psittaciformes; Psittaculidae. Gene Ontology annotation, molecular function: zinc ion binding; metalloaminopeptidase activity.